GAAAACAGUAAAGGGCACGGAUAUCCUCUUUUCUGGAGAGAUACGUGAGAGCAUCCAUGUGCAUUCUGACAAAAUUCCUCGUAUAAAAAUAUUGAGACCAAGUAACGGAAGAAAUUAUCUACCAAUUCGGAAAGUUUUAGCUUAAGCGAAAUUGUUUGAGUUUGGUUUUAAAGUUAUUUGAAAAUUCAGAUAUGCGAAUAAGGACAUGGCUCACAGCAGCAGUGGUGGGUGUUUUGUUUGUCCCAAUUGUAUUUACUCAUUCGUAUGAAGAACAACAAAAACGGAUAAUGUCUUCGGCAAAGAUUCAAGAUUCGGGAUUAUUGAGAUCUCUCCCAUCAUCGAUGUCUUAUUCCAUUUUCCUGAGCGCUCUUAGCGGUCUACAGAGGACAACGCAAAGGAAAAGAACGGCGAUGGGAAUGGAUCUGACGGACUACCUAUGGAACAAGGCCCACGAAAAACAUCGAGCAAUUGUGCUUCAACGAAUGAUGAAGAAUGGAAAAAGAUGAAAAAGAAUUUGCUUCUGUUGCGGGUGAGAACCAUCUGGAAACGCUUCAUAUUCAGACUCAAGUUAUGGAUUUAUAGAAAGAAGAACCAUGGGGAAAAAAAAAAGCCAAAACUUAAAACUGCUAAAAAGAUCUUUCCAGAAUAUAUAUUACUCUAAGUUAUAUUAGACAACAAAGCCGAUAUUAAUAAAUAAUUUAUUUUAUAAUAUUUUGUAAUAUAAAAACUUAUUAUGUAAUUUGGAAUCCGUGAAAACUAUUCUGAUUUUAACUUGUUUUUCAUUUCGUGUGAACAAUAAAUGUUUACAGAAUUGAGCAAUAAACUAUGUU
Molecule: messenger RNA, 830 nt
Organism: Stegodyphus dumicola
Lineage: Eukaryota; Metazoa; Arthropoda; Arachnida; Araneae; Eresidae
Source: RefSeq, a predicted model, not a curated record